Molecule: messenger RNA, 3226 nt
Organism: Ceraceosorus bombacis
Lineage: Eukaryota; Fungi; Basidiomycota; Exobasidiomycetes; Ceraceosorales; Ceraceosoraceae
Source: the annotation of a GenBank genome assembly
AUGUCGGGCAGCAGCAGCAAUAGCGCGCUUGCAGCGCGUCAAUGCGACGCAAUCUACAACGCAUUGGACUCUUCCAACGACCGCAAAGCGCUGACAUUGGCUGACCAGCUCAUCCAGCGUACCCGCUCUCCAUCCUCCUCCUCCUCCUCCUCAGCAAACGACACGCGAGCGCUGGCGAGCGCGCUGAGAUGCAUCGCGCUGGUCAGGCUUGCGAAUGAAAAGGCGGAUGAAGCGUUGGAUGAGAUGUUGAGGCCCAUUCUCCAUCCCACCACCACCACCACCUCCUCCACCUCCUCCUCACCACGCGCGCACGAUGGCAAUGUGCUGCACGCGCUCUGCAUUGCGCUCUCUGCCAGGGGCAGGCUGGCAGAAGAGGCAGAGGUGGCGUGUCUGCAAGCCGAGCAAACGCCCCGCUCGCUCGAUUUGGGCAAAAAGGCAAUCUUGGCGUGCGCGCGAGCUUCAGCUUGGCAAAAGAUGCACUUGUUGGGCAUCAGGUACUACAACAACCUCAACAAGGCAGCUGAAAAGGAGCACAAGGAAGCGGUGAGGCGCGGCAUGAGGAGCGAAUCGGAUUGGUUCUUUUGGAGCGCAGUGACGGCGUAUCUGCUGUUGGAUAGGAAACCAAUGCAACGCGGUGCGGCACUGGCCUUGCCGUUGGCCAAUCGCAUCGUCGAACAGCACCUCACCUCUUUUCCGCUGGGAAGCACAUCGGAGGAAGAAGUGUGGGUGGCGGUGCAGCUCAAACACAGGCUGGCGCUUAGGGAAGGCGGCAGCAGCAGCAGCAGCAGCAGCGGGCAUGGCUUGACGGCUGCUGCUCUGGGCCUCUUGACGAGCAGCACGGGCAAUGUGCUGGUCAGCAAGAAUUUGGGCCUGGAAGAGCUGAGAAGAGCGUUGCGUGAGCAAGUGGCGGAUGAAGAAGCUUGGAGGGAUGUGUGGAAGGAAGGGCGUGCCAAGUUGAUGAUGGCAAGCUCCUCCUCCAACUGGGCUCACGUCAUGGCCGUCGUCAGAGCUGCGAUGGAGCGGCCGGCAGAGCUGCUGCUCGACACGCAGCUCCUCCUUGCAUCUCUCGCAGCAGCAGCAGCAAGCAACGACCGAACGUCCAGCUUGACCAGGCUGCACUUUGUCAGUGAGGCGCGCAACAAGGAUCUGGCAGGCUCCCUCUUUCCCGACGCUUCACCGCAACAAGCGCAGCAGAGGUCGACGACCGAGCUACGAGCGGCUAUAGAGCAGCAUCUCGCACGCUUCUCCAGUCUGGCUUGCACGUAUCAGGAUCUGCAAGUGUACGCUGCCCACUUGCCAGCGCAGCACAUCCAACAGCUAAGCGCAUCAUGGAAGCGCCGAUUGCAGUCUUGGCCCUGCAAAGAUGCUCGGCCAAUCUUGAGCGACUUGAAGGAAAUGUACACGCAUUUGAACUUGCUCAGGUUAGCAUUGCGCUUCCAUACGCAAAGGGACGCGCCUGCGCCUGCGUCUGCGGAGGAGGAGGAUGACCUCGAGACGCUGCUGCAGAGCUUGCGCACGUGGUGCUUGGCAGGCUACGACUCUGCUUUGCAGCUGGGCAAAGAUGUGCCCACGACAGAGAUGCAGCCGGCAGACGAGUACAUUUACCUCUACGCUCAAGUCCUUCUCUGCGCGCCGCCCAGCGCGACAAGGGCUCCAUCCGCCGCGAGCAUCCUCCACCUUCUAGCCCUUCUUGCCCGCUCUCUCGAAGCGAGUCCUAAAUCGUACAAGUUGCGCAUCCUCUUCGUCUUGCUGCAUCGACUGCUAGGAGCAGACGCGCUUGCCCAAGAGGCUGCUGAUCAGAUAGGCAUCAAGGGUGUGCAGCUGGACACGCUCGGCUGGGUGUUUCAGAGGCGUUUGAAUGUAGCGCUUGGCCGGGGCGGCAAGGAGCAGGAAAGGGUCAAGCGAAGCAAAGUCUACGCGAGGAUCUCGGAGCUCUACAAAGAGAACAAGAAGGAUGUGAGUGUGUAGGUGCGGCAGGGCUCGAUUGGUUCACAGAUGCACAGGAGCCGCUUUGCGCACACAGUUUGCUGCGGAGAUUAGUCAUACAUAUAGGGUUCUUACCUGUAUUGACACCUUUCGCGCGGCGCACAGCUUCCAAAAAUGAUCGCCUCUACGAUAGAGAAUGGGACGUGGUCGAGGGUGGAAGAAUUUGUGGAUUUCAGCGAGCGCUUAGAGAGGUCCAUCUCGCGCUGUCUAUUCGAAAUGGAGCGGAUCCGAGCAGGUGGUCUCGACCGCGUCGAGGUGGAGAGGGUGCUCAAAGACGUGCAAGGCUGGAUAGAAGGUGAGCAGCAGGAGCGCGCCCGCCGACUUCUUGAAGCUCAGCUCAGCUCAGCUCACCAUGCGCCAUCGCCACGCGCUCUUCAGACGGUCUUCACGACCAGAGAGACUUUGACAUUUUGCCUGCGUAUACCUCUGAACCGAUCUGGGACACCAUCUCCGCUGCCAGGACGUGCGGAGCAGCAAAGUCCAAUCCAGGCGUGAGUGACGACAAAGCAUGUUCGCAUUUGCACGUCUUGACCCCUUUGUUCUUGGACUGUUCUAUCAGGUAUCCUACGUCAAAGCCUUUGCAAACUUUUGCGCGAUAACAAACAGUGCGAUCGAUGCCAAUCCAAAAGGGAUAGAAUGGGCGGAAUUAACCUCCGCUGAGAGAGGGCUAGUCGAGUUGGUCAAUGUCUCGCGGACCGGCACGGCCGGCGAGAUUGGACAACAGCUGGACAGCUUCCUACGAGGUGAGGCUCUGGUGCUGGUCUCGCGCUCUCCUACCUCGCUCAUGCCAUCCUGGCCAUCUGCAGAUCGAAAUGCAGAGAUGCUCGCUGCUUCAUUACCAUGCCAAUUGCUUCACAAUCUGGCAAUUUCACUGGAGGUGAGGUCUGCGUCCAUCUUGCAAUCCCUCAUCGAGACGAGCGCUGACGACUUCUCGACACCGCGCUUGCCGCGCCAGGCUCUUCAAGCCCUCCACUCCAUCAAGUCCUCCAAUACAGAUUUGGUGGCCGUCCUGCAAGGUGAGGCUCUCAAAGGCCUGCUGCGCGAACUACAAGCAAGCGCUUCAGAGACUGCCUCGCGACUUUCGAGCGAGAUCCUGCGAGCCUCUGAUCUCCAAGGCUCAGAGCUGCUGUCGCCUCUUGCGGCGCCACCCUUCGACAGGGUGAAAGCAAACGCGCAUGUAGCCUUCGAGCAGGCCUUGGAGUACCUUGUUGAGAGUAUGCAAGAGCACAUCGACAGAUGA